AUCAGCCACUGUGUAUGAUCCAUGCCUGAGUAAUAAUACAGGUUUGUCUGAUAGACUGGGGGAGGGGGAAGAGUAUUUUGUCACCCCAGAGCACAGGACUUGAGCUUGGAGGAAGAGCCUAGCAUGGGUACAGUACAGCAGACAGUCUGUCCUAACACGUACGGUUGGGGGCAAUAGGUCAAGUGUAAGGUCAUUGUGUAUUCAGAGUAUACUGACUGAGAAAACCUGCUUUCUUUUUUGUCAAGACCAGAAGAGGACUGAGUUGUUGUGGCUGCUCCUGGCCUGCUGUCAAGAUGGCAGGCCUGGUGAGGGAACCAGGCAGGAUGGGAGAGACAGGGAGCAGUGCAAAGGGGAGUCCCCAGAGGAAUUAACAGAUGUGUGGCAGAGGAAGAGGGGAAGACUGACACUUCAACAGAGGGAAUGGAGAUCUCAACACGAUCCAAAGUUUCAGACACAGAGCGGAUGGCUCAAAAACGAAAGAUGCCAAGCCCCUCUCACUCAUCCAAUGGUCACUCCUCUGCUGAAACCUCCCCCUGUCCAAUGAAAAAGAAGAAGAAACCGGGGGCUGUUAGCAGCUGCAAAGACCAGUCAGAACUAAGACAUGGUCCCUUUUACUAUGUGAAGCAGCCAGCACUCACCACAGACCCUGUUGAUGUUGUACCGCAGGACGGCAGGAAUGACUUCUACUGCUGGCUGUGCCACCGCGAGGGCCAGGUGCUCUGCUGUGAGCUCUGCCCCAGGGUGUACCACGCCAAGUGCCUCAAACUACCAGCCGAGCCCGAUGGCGACUGGUUCUGUCCGGAGUGUGAGAAAAUAACAGUUGCCGAGUGUAUAGAGACUCAGAGCAAAGCCAUGAUGAUGCUAAAUAUAGAACAGCUGUCUUACCUACUAAAGUUUGCUCUUCAGAAGAUGAAACAACCAGGUACUGAGCCCUUCCAGAAACCUGUGUCUCUUGAACAACAUCCAGAUUAUGCAGAGUACAUUUUUCAUCCAAUGGAUCUUUGCACACUUGAGAAGAAUAUCAAAAAGAAAAUGUAUGGCUGCACAGAGGCCUUCUUGGCAGAUGCGAAGUGGAUUUUGCACAACUGUAUUAUAUAUAAUGGAGGCAAUCACAAACUCACAGCUACAGCUAAAGUUAUAGUAAAAAUCUGUGAACAUGAGAUGAACGAGAUUGAAGUUUGUCCUGAGUGUUAUCUCUCUGCUUGCCAAAAGAGAGACAACUGGUUCUGUGAGCCAUGUAGUAACCCGCACCCUCUGGUGUGGGCCAAACUGAAAGGAUUUCCCUUCUGGCCUGCUAAAGCUCUGCGGGACAAAGAUGGACAGGUGGAUGCUCGUUUCUUUGGUCAGCAUGACAGGGCUUGGGUCCCUUUAAACAAUUGCUACCUCAUGUCCAAAGAGAUUCCAUUCUCUGUGAAGAAGACCAAAAGCAUCUUCAACAGUGCCAUGCAAGAGAUGGAGGUCUAUGUGGAGAACAUGAGGAAGAAGUUUGGGGUCUUUAACUAUGCCCCCUUUAGGACACCCUACACUCCAGACAACAACUUCCAGAUGCUGCAGGAUCCCUCCAACCCCUUAUCCACUCCCAUCAAAUCUGAGAAACAGGAAAAGAUCAAGCUGAGCUUUGAUAUGACGGCAUCACCCAAGAUCCCCCUGUCCAGGACCAUGUUGUCUGGGGCUGGGGUGGGAGGGACAACGGCAGGGCGGCGGCUCCCCCUCAGUGAUAUGCCUCGCUCCCCCAUGAGCACCAACUCCUCGGCCCAUACAGGCUCAGAUGGGGAACAGGAGGCAGCAGACAAGUCCCAGACGAAAGCUUCAAACAGCCAGUACAGUAUGGGAGAAGAGUCCAUAGACUGUGCAGCAUCACCUGCCCAUCCUCGACCUGGUCCUGCUGGCAGUUCCUUGGACAGCCCUAAACCAUUCCACUCCCAGGCUGCUGGUGUCCCCAAGCAGGAGAAGACACCUCCGACAGGAAGCAUUCUGAACCUCAAUCUAGAUCGGAGUAAAGCAGAAAUGGACCUAAAGGAGCUUAGUGAAACGGUGCAGCAGAAGCAGGGAGCCACACCAGUCCUCACUUCUCCAAAGAGACAGAUCAAGAGCCGUUUCCAGCUAAACUUGGAUAAAACCAUUGAGAGUUGCAAGGCACAGCUGGGUAUCGACGAGAUCUCUGUUGAUGUGUACAAAGGUGUGGAACACAGUGACUCAGAAGACUCUGAUAAAUCUGACUCUAGUGACAGUGAGUAUGCCAGUGAUGAGGAGCAAAAGACCAAGGAUGGCCAUGACACAGCACCCAAUGAGGAAGACCACAAGGAGCCUUCCAAAAGUCGAGUCAAAGACCAACCAUCUCCAAGCCAAGACAAAGAGGGCAAACCUGAUGCACCUGUGGCAUCUGAGUCCACAGCAGGAGAUGCCAGCACAACAGCAUCAGACACUCCAGCUAAAGAGAAAGUAAGCACAGAUUUGGAAAAAGAGAGUCCCGAGAAGACCAAAGCAUCUCCAGCAUCACCUGUCCCGCGAGAAAAGGCUCAGGUGAAAGAUGAGGCAAAGCAGCCUGUGCCAGUGGAGGACUCUGACUCAGAGAGGGAGCUGGUUAUUGACCUUGGAGAGGAUCAGGGAGGCAAGGACAGAAAGAGAAGCAGAAAAGACAAUGCCAUAGUCAAAGAGUCAUCUGCUGGUAAACCUGAAAGUAAAGCCCUGACGCCUUCGACACUACCAUCUCAAAACAGCACAGCCCCCUCCACACCCUCCAGUGUUUCGUCACAGUCCCCUAUGGCCAUUCCUGUCACCAUGGUCUCCUUCACUACACCCUCCCCUGCAACCAUCAGCCUAGCAACUGUGUCCAGCGCUACCGCAACACCACCCUCUUCCUCCUCGUCCUCAGCCUCCACCACACCAGCUUUGAAGAAACAGCGCCCUCUGCUGCCCCGAGAGACGGUACCAGUGGUGCAGAGAGCUGUGGUAUGGAAUCCCAGCGCCAAGUUUCAGACCUCCUCUCAGAAGUGGCACAUGCAGAAAGUACAGCGUCAGCAGCAGAACCAGCAACCUGCGGCGACCACGCAAAUGCAGGCUUCAUCGCCCAGGCAAGGUCAGGCACAGGUGCUGACCCAGACACAGGCAACUGGAAACAGCUCAACAUCUGUAUCCUCGUCUUCAGCACAGCAGUCUUCACAAAGCACACGCUAUCAGACCAGACAGGCUGUUAAAGCUGUUCAACAAAAAGACACUCCACUCAGCACAUCCACAUCAGCUGUCACCCUGGUGUCCAGUAGUCCAGCUUCUGUUGCCAUGGUAGCAGCAUCAAGUUUAGGCACAGCUGCUGCUUCUUCUUCUUCUCCGGUGGCGACAGACCUUUAUAUCCCCACUGCCUCAGCAGAUGUUGCUGCAGACAUUGCCAAGUACACCAACAAAAUAAUGGAUGCAAUCAAAGGUACAAUGACCGAAAUCUACAAUGACCUUUCUAAAAGUACUUCAGGCAAUACAAUAGCAGAGAUAAGACGACUGAGAAUCGAAAUAGAAAAAUUACAGUGGUUGCAUCAACAAGAAUUGUCAGAAAUGAAGCACAAUCUUGAGCUGACAAUGGCAGAGAUGAGGCAAAGCCUGGAGCAGGAAAGAGAGAGGUUGGUGACGGAGGUGAAGAAACAGAUGGAGCUGGAGAAACAGCAAGCAGUGGAUGAAACAAAGAAGAAACAGUGGUGUGCCAACUGCAGAAAAGAGGCCAUCUUCUACUGCUGCUGGAACACCAGCUACUGUGAUUAUCCGUGUCAGCAAGCCCACUGGCCAGAACACAUGAAAUCCUGCACGCAGUCAGCCACAGCCCCACAGCAAGAACCUGAGGCUGAGUCGGCAACAGAUCCCCCAAACAAAACAUUAGGGCAGUCUAGCAGUGGCCCAAACACACUCAGAGACACGCCAGUCUCUGCACCACUAGACAAAGACUGUGACAUGGAGAAGAGCACUGAUAACGUUGCUGUCACUCUGUCAUAACUGUGCUUACCAGACUUGAAAAUGUAAAUGUAUAGAUUGUUUUUUCACUACAUGGAUAAUAUGUCUAUAUCAGUUGUUCUGUUCCAGUGGCUGUUCAGGGAGCAAUCCAAAUUAUUUAUAUUUUUUUGUUUGCCUUUCAGGGCUCACUAAUGCCCCCUGUGCACAGUGAUAUUUAAAACAUUUUAAAUGUGGAAGCAAGACUGACAGUGGAUAGUUAGUAACCACUAGAGGGGGCAGUUUAAAAUGUAUAAUAAUAUAUGUGCACUCCUUUGCAGUCUAUAGAGAGCUGUCAGUAUAAAGUUCAUAAGAGCAUGCCUGACUGUCAAAAAACGUACACAGUAAAAGGACAACAGUUAAACAGUUCAAGACUGCAAAAAUGUAACCUCUUUUAAUGGACCACCUCACUUUUAGAUUAGAGGACUGUUGACAGAAAUGUCUGUAAAUUACUUAUUUUGUAUUCUAUGUUAAUUUAUUUGUUAUUUUAAUGUUGCCUGCUGUAUACUGCAAAGAAAAUAACAAAUACAAACAUUUU
Messenger RNA from Scomber japonicus (chub mackerel), 4510 nucleotides. It is a transcript of the gene zmynd8, whose product is annotated as zinc finger, MYND-type containing 8. Gene Ontology annotation, biological process: regulation of DNA-templated transcription. Gene Ontology annotation, molecular function: protein binding. NCBI's taxonomy places the organism in Eukaryota, Metazoa, Chordata, Actinopteri, Scombriformes, Scombridae. The coding region runs from base 421 to 3978 and encodes 1185 amino acids. The record is from RefSeq and is a predicted model, not a curated record. The transcript is spliced from 20 exons.